Molecule: messenger RNA, 576 nt
Organism: Gregarina niphandrodes
Lineage: Eukaryota; Apicomplexa; Conoidasida; Eugregarinorida; Gregarinidae
Exons: 1
Coding region: 1-576 (191 amino acids)
Source: RefSeq, a predicted model, not a curated record
AUGCCGAAUGGGGGAAGUGUGCGAUUGGUGGAGAGACUUUUUCAACCAAUACGGACUCGAGGCCACAAUCCGCUCAACAGGCUGGCGCGCGGACGAACUGUCCGAUUCAAUUGUGGGCAUUGUCAACGACAUGAACUGCGCGUUGGAAACCACAACAACGGCAGAACCCGAAACCACGACGACCACUACCACUACUCCGACGACCACUACAACUACUCCGACGACCACUACAACUACUCCGACGACCACUACAACUACUCCGACGACCACUACUACUACUACUCCGACGACCACUACUACUACUCCGACGACCACUACCACCACUCCGACGACCACUACAACUACUCCGACGACCACUACAACUACUCCGACGACGACCACUACUACUACUCCGACGACGACCACUACUACUACUCCGACGACCACUACCACUACCCCAACCACCACUACCACUACCCCAACGACCACUACCACUACCCCAACGACCACUACCACUACUCCGACGACCACGACUACGACCGCUACACCCACCACCACUACCACGACACCCACUACCACUACCACGACAGCCACUAG